AUGUUCAGCGUGGUGUGGUUGAAUGAGGCCAAAUCGCGAGCACCGUGUAUUAUUUAUAUCGACGAAAUUGACGCUAUUGGUCGAAAACGCAGUGAUGCAUCAGCAUCUGGAUUUGGAAGUGGAAGUGGUGAAGAAGAGCAAACGUUGAAUCAGUUGUUGGUUGAGAUGGAUGGUAUGGACAGUGCCCAAGGAAUUAUUGUUCUGUCGUCAACGAAUCGUGCUGAUAUUCUCGAUAAGGCUCUGAUGCGACCAGGACGUUUCGAUCGUCACAUCAACAUUGAUUUGCCAACGGUCAGCGAACGACAAGAGAUGUUCGAGUUGUAUUUGAAACGUAUCAAGCUGGAUCACAAACCGGAAUACUAUUCGAGAAGAUUGGCUCAAAUGACUCCUGGAUUUACCGGUGCGGAUAUAGCGAAUGUUGUGAAUGAAUCAGCCAUCCGAGCUGCAACUACCGAGAAGCAAUUGGUAACUGCCGAGGAGCUGGAUUUUUCAUUGCAGAGGAUUUUAGCCGGUGCUGAAAAACGCAGCAGGACAUUGAUUGAGGAGGAACGUGAAAUAGUUGCCUAUCAUGAAUCUGGGCAUGCGUUGGUUGGAUGGCUUCUGGAGCAUACAGAUGCUCUUCUGAAGGUUUGGAGCAGUUGGAUUGAUAUUCGGAAUUUACUUGUUUGA
Messenger RNA from Anisakis simplex (herring worm), 669 nucleotides. The record is from the annotation of a GenBank genome assembly. Lineage: Eukaryota; Metazoa; Nematoda; Chromadorea; Rhabditida; Anisakidae.